Molecule: messenger RNA, 357 nt
Organism: Protopolystoma xenopodis
Lineage: Eukaryota; Metazoa; Platyhelminthes; Monogenea; Polystomatidea; Polystomatidae
Source: the annotation of a GenBank genome assembly
AUGAGCUUUGAGCGAGGGAGUGAAUGCGGGCCGAAUUCGAGGCAGUCCGCCCAGCUCCUUUCAAAUGGCACAGAGAAGCGGAAAGUGGUCCUACAUUCCCGGCAAGAGAAUCCAUCUAAAGGACCGAAGUCCAGCACUGUCAGAGCCCGUAGUGAGCUGUCCCGAAUCCCGUGCUCAGUGUCGUCCCAUCUCAGAUCAAACCUCAAGCAGCGCAGUAGGAAACCGGGCGCAUUGUCAUAUGAACCAAGCAAACAAGCUUCCAAGAUGACCGGCUCUCUGCAAAAACUUGGUAGAGACUACGCUUCCAUCGUCAAGGGCAUUGCCGAUCGGCUGGGAGAAAAGCAGCAGGUGAAAUAA